GAAUUCAAUCAAAACAGAGUUGCGCUGCAAAUACACAAAACAUGAAAAUAUACUUUACACAGCUAAAAAUAAUUGGUGAAAGUAGCCUGAUGUCCUCCUGUGGUCAUCUGAUGCGUUGUGUGUGUUAAGCCGCUGUAAAGCUCAUGUGAUGGAUGCUCACUGUAGGAUUAUGGAGAGGUGCUGAGGUGUUUUGUAGUUAAGACUUCCACACUGUCCCAGGACUUUUCUAAUACAACCUCCUCAACAUGAAGACUGUCCUGGCUGCGCUGGUCCUGUUCGCCGCUGUGCUACACACUGUAUUGUCUUGUCCGAUGUGUGAAGGUGAGGGGUUGAAGUGUUACACCUGUGUAGCUAAUAACCCGGACGAGUGUUACCAGCAGGGCUCGAGUUUGUGCCCUGCUCAUUCAGAUGCCUGCUCUACCAUCAUAGGACCCAACUCUGUGAUGAAGUCAUGUGCGUACAAGUCCUUCUGUGACAAGUCUCACAUGAGCAACGGAGAGAUGAAGCUGGAAUGCUGCUUCAAUGAUGAUUGCAACGGCCCUCACCAGUCCCACAGCCAUGGGGAGCACCACAACGUCGCCAUGAGCCUGAGCUCCAGCCCUGUCCUGCUGCUGGGGGUCCUGCUGCUUAGACUGGCUCUCAGUUCCUUGUAAACCUGAACGGAGUCCUUUAGUCAUACAUGUAAUAUAAAGAACUUAAUAAAUGAUGAAGUAAAGGCGUUAGUGUAACUGAUAGAUAAGCUUUUGUCUGUUACACAUGCAGGGGUUAAAUAAACACUGUUUAGAUUUGGUGUUCAUCUCUUAUUUUCUGUUGUAUAUGAGCUCAAAAUGAGCAUCUGCUAAACUAAUGAAUAAACGACCAGUU
Messenger RNA from Labeo rohita (rohu), 864 nucleotides. RefSeq names its product CD59 glycoprotein. The coding region runs from base 246 to 653 and encodes 135 amino acids. The transcript has 4 exons. The record is from RefSeq and is a predicted model, not a curated record. Lineage: Eukaryota; Metazoa; Chordata; Actinopteri; Cypriniformes; Cyprinidae.